Messenger RNA from Parasteatoda tepidariorum (common house spider), 816 nucleotides. Lineage: Eukaryota; Metazoa; Arthropoda; Arachnida; Araneae; Theridiidae. The record is from RefSeq and is a predicted model, not a curated record.
AUGAAAAUCACUCUCUCCGCAGCUCAGAUCCCAGCAUUGUUGGACUCAUUUGGUUGGAAAGUUUUUGACGACUCUUCCUACAGAUCAGACCUUGCGCUGAGUGAUUUUCAUCCUUUCCAAUAUUUCAAACAUCAUUUUGGCGGCAAUCACAACAACGAUGACGAAUACGUGAAGAAGGCCAUGACCUCUUGGUUAACGGAGCUGGCUGUAAGUUUGUGCGAUGAGGAUGCAUGCAAUGGUCGGCAGUUGAGAGAUUUGAUCAUUGAAAUUGAUGACUGCUAUAAAGAUUUUUACCAAAACAAAUACCACACUGGAAAAGAGUUUUUUGGAGAAGCUAAUAGCUGUGUGAAGAGGGUUGAAAAAAGCGUUUGCACAAUGAAAAGGGAACGCAUGUUCAGACAAACUUUAAAGGAGACAAUUACUGUCCUAAAAAAAUUUUCAGUUGAAUCAUUUGAACCCACUGAUGGAGCAUCGUCUGUUAAAACAAAGAAGUGUUUAGAGAAAAUUAAUAUAACAAUGUUAGAUCCAUGUAUACCUGAUCUUCAUUCUUAUGCCGAAGCACAUUGGAGAGGCAAUCCCAUCAGCGACGAGAAAACAGUUACAUGUUUUGAUACGCAUACAAAAGACUGCCAUAAAAAAGCGUUAGGAAGAAUACUAAAAAAUUAUCUACUCAUCAUCGAUCAUAAAUCAUUGUGUAAGGAAACUACAACCGAAGAAACUACAACUGAAACUGAAGCUGUCUAUAAAGAUGAUGACACAAUAAUAGCGUAUAAUGAACAUGGAGAGAGUGAGUAUGAAUAAUUUAUGACAAAAUAU